Molecule: messenger RNA, 6632 nt
Organism: Harmonia axyridis
Lineage: Eukaryota; Metazoa; Arthropoda; Insecta; Coleoptera; Coccinellidae
Gene: Zir
Product: dedicator of cytokinesis protein 7
Exons: 25
Coding region: 308-6457 (2049 amino acids)
Biological process (GO): positive regulation of GTPase activity; small GTPase-mediated signal transduction
Molecular function (GO): guanyl-nucleotide exchange factor activity
Source: RefSeq, a predicted model, not a curated record
AUUAAAGCUAUGAUAGUAUGAUAUACAACAAUAAUAAUAAUUCAUUUCUUCCGAAUAUUAGUUUUUUGGAAUAAUAAUAAUUAUUAUUAAAUGAUACGAUCUAAUGUAAAUAUUAGUAUUGGUUGUUUGAAAAGCUAGAGGUCCAUAUAUAUAUAUAUAUAUAUACACACGUAUAUUUAGUAUAACAUUUUGUUUAUCUAUUUCUGUCUAUAUACACCCGGUUGAUCCUAUAUGCUCACGAAAGUGUGAAAUGUAAGAAAAAAAAAUCUUUCCCAAUUUGCAAUCCACUCAUUAGAAAAAAAAAAAGAUGUCUUCUGGACAAAGAGCGUUUACUCAAAAGUUAUCCAAGCAGCAUCCUGCUGAAGUUCGUAGAAAUGUAGCUUGUCACAAGAGUAGUUUCAUAUCGCCUUCCUCUUCAUCGAUUUGGACUAAUGAUUUAGUGGAACCAUUUGAUUUUGAAGAAUUUGUUGGACAGUAUCAACUCCUAAUUGAUAAAGAUCCUCUUAGAAAUAUUUUAGAGGUGCCUCAUAGAGAUGUGGAAGUUGAUGUUAUUGAAAGGCCUAUUAGAACCAUACAGCCUGUGGUUCCCGAAGAAAAAAUUGAAACAUUACCGCCCCAUGUGCAAUCCUGUAUAGAAUGUUAUACAUCUGACUGGAAGGUGGUGAGAUAUAAUCAUAGAGCUCUCAGUAGUAGUGUCUCUACAAAAAAUAAUGCUUGUAAAAAAGUACAACCAAGUCCAAAACAGGAAUUUGAAGUGGAUUUUCAAGUACAAUCAAUAGAUAAUCAUAGUGAAGUUGAUUCUAAUUCAAUAUCUAGUAGCAGCAGACAAAGUGUCAUUUCAAUCAGUUCCAUAUCAUCAUGUGGAGAUACUUUAACUCCACGAAAUUCUUGGGCAUCCUUAGAUCUUAGACAUUCAGCUGGUGAUGCACUCAUACCCGAAAUAUUGGGGCAUACUUCACCUGAAACACUGGAUCAGAUAAAUGAGUCACGUAGGCAGGCAGAUAGACAAGAUGCUUUGUUUGUUUUGUACUCUAAUAAUGCAGAAAAUGAACCUUAUGAAUGUGUGGAAAAGAGAUUACCUGCUGUACCUCCAGCCGAACCUUUGAGUCAUAGGCUGUUGGUAAAAUGUCAGCAAUUAACUUUGGAUAUUGAAAUGGAACCACUUUUUGCAUCAAUGGCCCUCUAUGAUGCAAAGGAAAAGAGGAAAGUUUCUGAAACUUUCCACUUUGAUUUGAAUCCAGAAGGACUCAAACGUAUGCUAGGAGGCCACAUACCAUACAGUGACAUGAGCACCUUGUCUAGAGGUUGUAUUUUCAAUAUUUCGAAUCCAUCACCAGAUCUGUUUCUAGUUAUAAGAUUGGAGAAGGUUUUACAAGGCGAUUUGAAUGAAUGUGUAGAACCAUAUAUAAAAGAAGAUAAAAAUUGGGAUAAACUCAAAGCUAAUGCAGUAACUGUGUGUGAAAGACUUGGAAAAUAUAGACAAGCUUUUGCAUGGACAGCUAUCUAUUUAAUGAACGUCAUAAAUGGCAGCAAUUCUUUGGAAAGAGAAAGUGACAGGGACUCAGGUAGUCAUUCAAACACCAAUAGUUUGGAGAGAAAGUCUGCAGGAAGCAGCUUAGAACAACUCAGACGAAGAGCAACUGAUAUGGGAACCUUGACCAGAAGGGGUUCUCUAGAACGUAGAGAUAAAAGAAGGAGUUGGUCACCUGAUCAUUUAGCAAAUAGCUUAGAUACCUUCCGACCAAUAACUCUUACAGUAACUUCAUUUUUCCGCCAAGAAGGGGAGAAACUGAAAGAUGAUGAUUUAUAUAAAUGCCUUCAGGAAUUGAAGAGACCACAACUGAUUCUAAAAAAAAUUAAAUGUAUUCCUGCAACAUUAAAACUGGAAAUAUCACCUUGUAUUGGAGAAUACAAACAAUGUCUAACAACUGAGUUGGCUAAGUUAUUACCAUAUCCAGAUGAUAAAGGUAGACCUAUAAAAGAAUUACUAGAAUUUCCUACAAAGGAGUUAUUGCUACCUCACUAUAUGUAUAGGAAUCUGCUCUUUGUUAGUCCAAAAGAGUUGAAUUUUUCCAAUAGAGCUGGAUCUGCAAGAAAUAUAGCUAUCAAGAUUCAACUGAUGUCUGGAGAAAGCGAGCAUCAUGCUUUGUACAAUAUUUUUGGAAAAUCUAGCUGUCCUGAGAUGACAAAUGAAGCUUACACUGCAGUAACGUAUCAUAGUAAAACACCAGUAUUUUACGAUGAAAUAAAAUUAAAGCUACCUGCAACCUUAGCAGACAAUCAUCAUUUGCUGUUUACUUUUUAUCAUAUAUCCUGUCAACGUAAAGCUGAACAAAACACUGUGGAUAUUCCCGUUGGUUAUAGUUGGUUGCCCCUUCUCCGUGAUGGUAGAUUGAUCAAAGGAGAAUUCUGUCUUCCUGUAAUGUUAGAGCCACCACCUAGGAACUACAGUUAUAUACCUCCUGAUGUAUGUUUACCAGGAACUAAAUGGUUAGAUAACCAUAAAGGAUUAUUCAUAGUCACUUUAGACACAGCAUCUUCAGUUCAUACCCAUGAUCCUCCUGUAGAGAGAUUUCUUUCAACAUAUGAUUAUGUCCAUACUGGAAUAAUACCUGCUAGAUUAGGAGAAAGUGGCUUAGAGAAUGAAUUGAGUGCUGCAAUGUUGGGCUUAUCAGGAGCAAAGCCAGAAACCAUUAUCAAGCACUUACCUCUUAUAUUUGAUCUAGUCAUUCAGUUAUUAGUCCAGCCCCCAAGACUUUCCAAUCAAACACUUAAUAUUGGACAUAUAGCAUUUGAAACAUUAUGUUUACUUCUAGAAGUUAUUUCAAACGUACCAGACUUGUCUGUAGAUCAACACUCAAGGAAUGCUCUGUUGGCCACAUAUAUUCACUAUCAGUGCAAUUUGCCCCAUCCAAUGGGCAUCAGCAAUCAAAGCUCUCCAGAAUGGGAAGGAAGAUCGAACAUAACUAGAAGUAGCUCUAAUCCCGACCUUGAGGUUGCUCAGUUACAACAGCAAUAUAGAGGCCUGGACAGGGCAGCUAGUAUGAGAGCUCCAAAUGCUGAUCUUAUAAGUCCCAAUUCAAAUACAUGUCAGAGAAUUUUGCAUCAGGAACUUGUACUUCAAUGGGUGGUGUCCAGUGGAAGAUCUAAAGAGUUAGCUAAUCAGAAUGCCUGGUUCUUAUUCGAACUCACUAUCAAAUCUAUGGUUGAACAUUUAGCAUAUACUAGAACUUUGGAAGCUCCAAGGAAAUUAAGAUUCAGUGAACAUUUCUUGGGGGAUAUAUCUAAUUUAUUGCAGAUAAUCACAGGAGAAAUAAUUGCGCUCUCUAUUGGAGAUAUAAGAAGAGCUCACAAACUAAAUUCAGCUUUGGCUUUCUUUUUCUUCGACCUCCUUUCUGUAUCUGAUAGAGGCAAUGUUUUCCACAUGUUAAAAAACUACAAUAAGCAUCUGCAAACGAAAAUAGCUUCCAUUCAAGAUCCAUCUAUUCUUAUUGAAUUGAAGUUGGAAUUUAUGAGGAUUAUUUGCAGCCAUGAACAUUAUGUACCAUUAAAUCUUCCUUUUGCAUCGCCUUUCAUGUCGUCAGGAGCUGGUGUUUCUCCUAGUCCUAGUGUAACUAGCAGUACCAGCCAGAAUUCUUUCUUAUCUGGACCUCCUCCUAGUCAGGAUAGAUCGAGUGCUUUUGCAGAGUUAUCACCAGAGUAUAGACAGCAUCAUUAUUUGUCAGGUUUGGUUUUGUCAGAUGUUGCCACAGUUUUACUUGAAAUACAAAAUCAACACCUACAAGGAAAAGCUGUGGAUGCUAUAAAAUCACUUCUCAUUUGGCAUGACAGCGAUCCUAGAUACAACUCUCCAGAUGCCAAAAGAAGGGUAGCUGCUUUAUACUUACCAAUACUUUCCAUAGCAAUGGAUUGCCUUCCUCUAUUACAUCAUUUCAAGGUCGAUAAACUAGAUCGUUAUGUAAAUGAUGAUGGUGGGUCUUCCAAUAUCAAUCAAACAGUAGCUCUGGUGAUUGCUGGAAAACUUACUACUGGAACUUGUGAUUCAUUCUCAUCGACACGUAAAUCUGGUCUCAAUGCAGAAAUUACAAGGAACCUUCUAAUAUGUGUACUCUGGGUUUUAAAGAACAUUGAGAAAGAGUCCCUCUCAACUUGGUUAGGGGAAUUAUCAUCUUCUCGAUUAACUACAUUGAUGCAACUUCUGGAUGCGUGCAUUAGUUGUUUUGAGUACAAACCCAGAAAGAUGGCGCCACCUCCUACAGGAUAUGCUCAUGCUCAAGGUACGCAAGACAUGAGAUCAAAGUUGGAAGGAGUAAUUUUAGGACAAGGUUCAGCAAGAGAAAUGAUGCAGAGAAGAAAAGGAAAUAUUCCCCAGCAAGGAGCAGCAGAAAAAUUACGGUGGAGGAAAGAACAGAUGGCUUAUAGACCUACUUCAGAAAAUAUGGAUCGUCCUAGAGAAGAACUCCUCAAUGAUGUUUACUUGGAAGGUCAUUUCGCCACAGAAGCUUCAUUUAUAAUUCUGGACACCUUAGAAAGAUGCGUAUCUGUUGUUGCUCAGUGGGAUUCCCAACAGCACUUAGUAGGCUUAGCGUUAACUGUACUUCUUCAUGCCCUAGGUAAAAAUCAGAGCACAACAGUUUUACCGCAUAUGUUUUCAUCCCAAAGGAGUUUGGUUUACAAAUUCCAUGGUGCGUUAUUCGAUGAAGAAAAUAGUCAUUGUGCUGAUUUAUGCCUCUUGCUUUUGAAGCAUUGUGGAUCUCAAAUUGAAUCGGUCAGAUCUCAAGCAGCUGCAUCACUUUAUUUGUUGAUGAGACAAACUUUUCAAAUAGGAAAUAAUUUUGCUAGAGUAAAAAUGCAAGUUACGAUGUCCCUAAGUAGUUUGGUCGGCACAUCUUCUGCAUUCAGUGAUGACUCUUUAAGAAGAUCUCUCAAGACUAUUUUGGAAUAUGCAGAGAGGGAUGAUGAACUCCAAGAAACUACAUUCCCUGAACAAGUUCGAGACUUGAUAUUCAAUUUGUAUAUGAUCCUUUCUGAUACUGUUAAAAUGAAGGAAUUCCAAGAAGACCCUGAAAUGUUGUUGGAUCUUAUGUAUCGUAUUGCUAAAGGUUAUCAAAAUUCUCCUGACCUCCGUCUUACUUGGUUGGCAAAUAUGGCUCAAAAACAUAUGGAAAGGGGCAACCACACCGAAGCGGGAAUGUGCCUUGUCCACUCUGCCGCACUUGUUGCUGAAUACCUAGUGAUGUUAGAAUCUUUGCCUUACCUACCUUCGGGUGCGGCAGCAUUAGAAAGAGUCAGUCCCAAUGUACUCGAGGAAAGCGCUGUUUCAGACGAUGUAUUGAGUCCCGAAAGAGAAGGAGGAUGCUUAGGUUCCCAUUUUACGGAGGCGGGGCUUUUAGGUUUAUUAGAACAUGCUGCAAGCAGUUUUCACAUUGCUGCUAUGUAUGAACCAAUGAAUGAUAUUUACAGAGUAUUGAUACCGAUUGCAGAGAACAAUAGAGACUUCAAGAAAUUAGCUAAUAUCCACGGUAAGUUACAUGAUGCUUAUACAAGAAUAGAUCAACUCCAAGGAAAGAGGAUGUUUGGUACAUACUUCAGAGUUGGGUUCUAUGGAACAAAAUUUGGGGAUUUAGACCAAGAAGAAUUCAUAUAUAAAGAACCAACUCUCACAAAGCUACCUGAAAUAUUUAAUCGCUUGGAAAACUUCUAUGCAGAGAGAUUUGGACCAGAUAAUGUUAUAAUAAUAAAAGAUUCCAAUACUGUCGACCCAACACAACUGAAUGCAGAUAAAGCAUACAUUCAAAUAACUUACGUCGAACCUUAUUUUGAACAGUUUGAAUUAAGAUAUAGACAGACUCAUUUUGACCGGAAUUUCAAUAUCAAAUGUUUUGUUUAUGCAACUCCAUUUACGAUGACUGGCAAACCACAUGGUGAAUUGAAAGAACAAUAUAAAAGAAAAACCAUCCUUACCACUUCUGUUCAUUUCCCAUAUGUCAAAACGAGAAUUCAAGUUGUGAAGAGAACUCAAAUUACUCUUACUCCAAUAGAGGUGGCUAUUGAAGAUAUUCAGAAGAAAACUACUGAACUUGCAACUGCAACUGUGCAAGAACCACCAGAUCCAAAAAUUUUACAAAUGGUUUUGCAAGGAUGUAUUGGAACUACAGUCAAUCAAGGUCCUUUAGAAAUGGCCUUAACUUUCUUACCAAGUGAUGGAAAACCUCUAACUAAACAUCAAAACAAACUCAGACUUUGUUUCAAAGAUUUUUCCAAAAAAUGCGCAGAUGCUUUGAAGAGAAAUAAAAAUUUAAUUGGGCCAGACCAAAGAGAUUACCAAAGAGAACUAGAUAGAAAUUAUAAACGAUUUAUAGAAAAAUUACAUCCCUUAGUCAAUCCGCAAAAUAUUGUGGUGAACUCAAGCACUCAUCAAUGUUCUGGAUCUGAAACUACCAGUUUAAGAUGGUAACGAUAUUUAUCACUUGAAAUACCUUCAGAAUUUCAGGCAAACUUUACAUAUAUAUUUCUAAAUCAAGAUCUCCUGCUUUUUAUAAAAAUAUUUAUUCUUUUAUCCAUCAUAUGAAAUAGUUGCUAUAAGCUUUUUAUAUUUUUGUAGUUACGAAAUAAAAAGUUUGCAAAUUUUA